GCCGAAUGCUCAUGAUUUCCGUCCAUUACUCUCCGGGUCCGACUUGAGAUUGUGCACAACUGCGUUACCUGCUCGACUUGUAUCAUAAAGUCCUAUCACUAUGAACGGACAACGCCCUCCUCCUGCCGUGCUCCAGACGCCGGGCUUCGCCCAUUUCGCGAUCGCCUGGUCGCCCUUCCACACGACGCGUCUUGCUUUGGCGUCAGCCGCCAACUUCGGAUUGGUGGGAAACGGGCGUCUGCAUAUAGUUUCCACAGCUCCCGCACCAGGGCCUACCGGAAUCUCGCUAAACAUCGAUAAAUUCUUUGAAACACAGGACGGUCUAUAUGAUGUGGCAUGGUCCGAAGUACACGAGAACCAUUUGGUCACUGCCUCGGGCGAUGGAUCCCUCAGACUGUGGGAUAUUAUGCAUAACAAUCUGCCGAUGAGAGCCUGGCAAGAGCACACUCGUGAAGUCUUCUCAGUGGACUGGUCCAAUAUCAAAAAGGAUACUUUUGUUUCUGCGUCAUGGGACGGGAACGUCAAGAUUUGGACGCCCGAGAGACAGAGGUCUGUCCUCACACUAAACGCCCAUCACGCAUGUGUGUAUCAAGCAUUGUUUUCUCCGCACCAACCAGACGUCCUCGCCACUUGUUCAACCGAUGGAACGAUGAAGAUAUUUGAUCUCCGUGCUCCUGCAUACGUCUCGGGCGGCCCUGGAGUCAGCAACUUCACCAAUCCAAUGUCUGCUGCGGCUCUGACCGUACCCGCGUCCGGUGGAGAAGUACUUUCCCUCGACUGGAACAAAUAUCGUCCAUUUGUUCUAGCCACGGGAGGUGUAGACAAAAUGGCCAAAGUGUGGGACUGCCGUAUGAUUAAGCUGCAGGAGACGGGCGGAGUUGGUGGAGCGUGCGAGAGUCAACUCCUUGGGCACGAAUUCGCGGUUCGGAAGGUCCAGUGGAGCCCACACCGUCCUGAAGUGCUCGCAACUGCUAGUUACGACAUGAGUUGCCGAGUAUGGAAUACUGCGGCAACCGGGGCACCACAACUGAUGUAUAUCCACGAUCCUCAUACUGAGUUCGUGGUAGGAUGCAGCUGGUCGCUUUACGAUGAAGGAAUAUUGGCGAGUUGCGGAUGGGACAGUCGGUUGAAUGUCUUCAGGAUCUGA
Messenger RNA from Mycena citricolor, 1147 nucleotides. NCBI's taxonomy places the organism in Eukaryota, Fungi, Basidiomycota, Agaricomycetes, Agaricales, Mycenaceae. The record is from the annotation of a GenBank genome assembly.